UCAGAGCAGAGUGAAGCUGUGGACAUUAACAAGAUGGUGAAGAUGCAGUGGAGUCUGUUUGUGUUCAUUGUGAUGGGUCAUUGUUCCUCCAUUGGGGGUCUGCUGUGUGAGUACUACUUCAUUGGAUAUGAGAAGACCUGGAAUGAAGCCCAGGAUCAUUGCAGAAAGAACCACACUGACCUGGCCACAGUGUCUAACCAGACAGACAGGCAGAGACUCCUUAACUCCACGACUGCUCAGUAUCCAGACGGAGCCUGGAUUGGGCGGCAAGAAAACACGACAAACAUCGUUUGGCGCUGGUCUCAGCCAGGGAUGAAGUUCAACAAGAGUGAGAGUAACUGGUAUCAAGGACAGCCAAAUAAUGUAGGCGAUCAGGAGAUCUGUGUGAGGAUGAAUGCUGGCACAUGGGAUGACGACUUAUGUUCUGUAACCUAUAGAUUUAUCUGCUAUGACGGCCUACAGAAUAAAUCCGGCCAAUCAUUUUAUAUCAGUGAUGAUAAGAUGACCUGGCCAGAGGCUCAGAGGUUCUGCAGAAAAAAUUACACUGACCUGAUCAGUGGAGUCAAACAGCUAGACGACUUCAAGGGACAGCACCCAGAUUAUGCAAACCUGUGCCCGAAUAAUGCAAAACCCUGCCCUUUCUGGAUCGGCCUGUUCAGACACUCUGACUGGAGUUGGUCAGAUGGGAGCAGUUUCUCUUUCAGAUCCUGGGAUAAAGGUCAACCUAAGAAGAAAUGUGCUAUGACUACGUCAAAUGGAAAUUGGAGCUCCGAUCACUGUAAUGAAACCAAACCCUUCUUCUGCUACAACGAUUCAGUGAUCCUGAUCAACCAGAGCAUGAUCUGGGAGGACGCGUUAUACUACUGCAGAGAUCACUAUCGCGACCUUGUCUCCAUCACCAACCUGGACGAUCAGCGCUGGGUCCAGGAGAGAGCCAAGAUGGCCUCCACUCACCAUGUGUGGCUGGGACUGCGCUACACCUGCACUCUGGACUUCUGGUUCUGGGUCAGUGACGAGACGGUCCACUACAAGAACUGGGCCCUCCCCCAGUCUGGGAACGACUGCAACAUGUCUGGAGCCAUGGACCGAAAUGGAACUUGGGUCAAAUUGAUCGAUGAUGACAACCAGCUUAACUUCAUCUGUUCCAAGUAAAAACCAGCAGAAUGUAACUAAGUACAUUUACUCAAGUACUGUACUUCAGUAAUAAUGUUGGAGAGAUGAGGUACUUUACUUACAUCUCAAAGUAAAUAUUUCAACUAAGUUACAUUUUAACAGUGUGGGAUUAAUACUUUUACUUAAGUUAAGAAUUUGUUUUCUUCAUUUACUCACUUUCUUUGCAGUGGUGUGACGUUGACAUACUGUGUGUCCUCUGGGAUUAUUGAAUGGCAU
This is a messenger RNA of Perca fluviatilis (European perch), 1389 nucleotides long. RefSeq names its product macrophage mannose receptor 1-like. The coding region runs from base 34 to 1152 and encodes 372 amino acids. The transcript has 5 exons. NCBI's taxonomy places the organism in Eukaryota, Metazoa, Chordata, Actinopteri, Perciformes, Percidae. The record is from RefSeq and is a predicted model, not a curated record.